Molecule: messenger RNA, 471 nt
Organism: Didymodactylos carnosus
Lineage: Eukaryota; Metazoa; Rotifera; Eurotatoria; Philodinida; Philodinidae
Source: the annotation of a GenBank genome assembly
AUGCCAGUAUACAGGGUUCGUCUAGAUUUACAGUUGCAUGGUAGUCGAAUUUGGACACGCGGCACUGAAGGACAAAAAAUACUCUUAAAACAAAACUGUGGUACAAUCUAUGAGAAACACCCACCAUAUCAUUUGGUUUAUUUACCAUUUUAUAAAUUUUGGAAUUAUAAUGAACCACUUUCUUCUGCUCGAGCUGCUGGUACUGUUCACUGGACAUAUUAUACAGAAAAAUUAGAUGGUACACGAGAUAUGACCACCCCAGAAGAACUAGAGGUUGAUAUCGGUGUACAAAAACCUCGAUUAAUUCCAUUUUCGUCGUUCGACGAGUGUUUGAAAUAUAUGAACCAAAUGCGUUUUGCUGAAGGCAAAGGUAUAGUAGCCUGUGAUCUCAAAACAUAUGAUCGAAUAAAAUUAAAAGCCCAUCGUACUUGUUUGUACCGUUGGAAUGGAAAACAAAAACAAUCAAUCUAA